This is a messenger RNA of Monopterus albus (swamp eel), 489 nucleotides long. It is a transcript of the gene atg12, whose product is annotated as ATG12 autophagy related 12 homolog (S. cerevisiae). The coding region runs from base 19 to 366 and encodes 115 amino acids. Gene Ontology annotation, cellular component: phagophore assembly site membrane; autophagosome membrane; cytoplasm. Gene Ontology annotation, biological process: autophagy of mitochondrion; autophagosome maturation; protein lipidation involved in autophagosome assembly. Gene Ontology annotation, molecular function: Atg8-family ligase activity. The record is from RefSeq and is a predicted model, not a curated record. Lineage: Eukaryota; Metazoa; Chordata; Actinopteri; Synbranchiformes; Synbranchidae. The transcript is spliced from 4 exons.
CCCAAAGUGGUGGUGAAGAUGUCUGACAAUGCAGAGUCUUCGACAGAAACGCAAAAAGAGGAGGUUCAGCCAGACGACCCAACAACAAAUGAAGAGAAGAAAAAAAUUGAUGUUCUGCUGAAGGCAGUGGGAGACACUCCUAUAAUGAAAACAAGGAAGUGGGCAGUGGAGCGGGGGAGGACGGUGCAGUCCCUUUCUCAGUUCAUCUCUCGCUUCCUCAAGCUUGAUGCCAGUGAACAACUGUUCAUCUAUGUUAACCAGUCUUUUGCCCCCUCGCCGGAUCAAGAAGCCGGUGUCCUCUUUGAUUGUUUUGGCAGUGAUGGCAAGUUGGUUCUACAUUACUGUAAAUCUCAAGCCUGGGGUUAAGCUGCUUCCUAUGACUCUACUUCUGAUUCCCUCCUUAAAUUUAUCCUCCAAACAUACACACAAUAUUAUUUUUUCUUCUUGGCAAUUUUUCUUUUGUUUUUUAUGUACAUAAACAUUGUAAAU